AUGUCAGCUCCCGCUUACAGAGCGCGCACUCCACAAUGUCUCCCACGCUCACGCUCUGUCGAAAGAUUUGGGAGCGUCGCGACAUUGACAAGAGUCGCGUCAGUGCCAAAUCUUUCAAGUUUCCAUGGCGGUGGUGGUAGGUAUCAGGGCUCUACUCUUUACAAAUACAGAAAGGACCAUGACGCUCUUGAUGAUUGGAACAUCGAUCGUUACAUGUUCUACACGCCUUACUACUGGCCAACAUAUCGUUAUGCUGCUCGCCGUUCGCUCUACGUUGAUCCCAUUCCGAACAGCCUGGGUUUCACCUAUCCCGAUUACUGGUAA
Messenger RNA from Cylicostephanus goldi, 324 nucleotides. The record is from the annotation of a GenBank genome assembly. Lineage: Eukaryota; Metazoa; Nematoda; Chromadorea; Rhabditida; Strongylidae.